CGGGGUGGGGUUGUUGAGAAAAAAGUUUUCCACCUUGAAGUGGUCAGAAGCUGGCAGCGAGUGCUGGCAGUGCGUAUUGAAAGAUUGUUGGCAGAAGCAAGAUGCUGAAAAGAAGGUGAUCCGAAACGCAAGCUCCCGAAUAAACUGGCAAUCAAACCAACCGUAUCGGAGUGUCGCUGCUGGGCUGUAAUAUAAUUUGCCAGAGUCGCCAAUGAACAUGGUACGUCAUCGUACAAUGUUGAGCGAUGCGGACUUCCACAACGAGGCCAGUGAUACAGACGACAGACGGAUUGGUCAAUCCGCCAUGGCCAACGGAAGCUCGAUACGGAACCUCUGCGACGAGGACAAAAUCGAGGUACUGCAGCAUGCUGACACGGUUGAAGAGUUGACCGACGGUGGAGAAACGGCGCGUUUCAGUGGACCUAGUUAUGGCAAGCAAACGGUCGGCGGAAGCGUAUUGGAGGAUCGAUUUCAGGUCGGUGCGCGGGAAAGCAACCAGCGGCCAGUGGGAACAAAUAUAAGCUUUUCGCAAAGCUUCCGGCGUUGGUCGAGCAACUUUGGACGGAGCGUAAAGAACAACAAGCGUACUGUUUACAACAAAACUCUUCGCCUGAUGCCUUCCCGGAUUCAGAAAACGUUCUCUGUUGACGGGGAUCUGAUCACGACUAGCGUCUUCGACGUGGACCACAUCACGAAGGAGCUCGGGCAGCGAGAGCAGCUGAUGGAGGAUAAUCCGGUGGCGGAGCAGCUACGCAUCGAGGCGAUCAAAUCAAUCGCACAGAAAAUUUCCACCAAGCGCCAGAUCCGGGAGCACUUAGCGCAGACCGUCCAUCGGCGAGCGACGACCCGCGCCAAAUCGAUCGGGCUGCUGCGUCGCUACCGGUACAGCGGCAAGCUGUACCUCGCCCGUGCCGCCAAGCUGGCCAAGCGAUUCGUCACCAACUUCGAGCUCUUCUACGGCAGCAUGAAGCAGAUCGAGGGCCACUUUGGUAGCCGGAUCAGCGCUUACUUCAAGUUUCUGCGCCGACUGCUGGUGCUGAACUGUGUGCUGCUGCUGUUUAUCGUUUCGUUCGUGACCUUCCCGCAGCUGCUGGCGGGGCACGACGAUUCGGUACUGCCGCUGCGCAACGGCCGCAUGCAGUUCCACCUGAGUGAUCUGAUCACCGGUGAGGGCUACUUUACCAACUCGGUACUAUACUAUGGCUCGUACAGCAAUCAGUCGUUCACGCUGGUGCCGGGAACGGCCGAAUAUAGUUUGCCGCACGCCUACUUCCUCACGAUCACACUGCUGGUGCUGGCGACGUUCGUCGUGAUUUCGGUCAGCAUGGGCCGCUCCUACCGAAUCAGCUUUAUCGAGUCGAGCGCGACGGUGCAGAACCUCCUCACGCACAAGAUUGUCUGCUCGUGGGACUACGGCAUUGCAAACCCGAAGGCUGCCCGGCUCAAGCACGCCAGCAUUCUGCAUGAGCUGCGCGCCUAUCUGGACGAUCGGCAGAGGGAACCGCCGGCGGAGGGCCGACUACUCCGACUGCGUAGCACCGCCCUGCACGCCCUGGCCCAUCUCAUCGUGCUGGCCCUCAUAAGUGCCGUCGGAGCAGCGCUUUGGGCGCUGUUGGUCCGCUUCGGCGAGACGGAGCAUUUCAGUGACUGGUCCGCGCUGUACGUAGCGCUCGUUUCGAACGGCACAAUGCUGGCGUUCGGGUACGCCUGCCAGCUGCUCGGUCGCCUCGAGCAGUACCGGCAGGUGGCGACACAGCUGAACAUUAACCUGUUACGGCACUUCCUGCUGCAGACCACCAUCGUGGGUGUAUUGCUGGCGUUCUGGUUGACGCGCGAACAUUCCGACGGCUGCUGGGAGACGGGCAUCGGUCAGGAGUUGUACCGGUUGAUAGUGGUCGACUUUCUCGUCUCUACGCUGCUGCUCACGGCGCUUCGAGCCCUUCGGUACGUGCUGCACACUCACUACGGGUCAAUCGGUCCACUGGAUCGCCUUUCGCCGCCUCCGUUCUGCAUCGAAACGCACAGCCUCCGGCUGGUCUACAAUCAAACACUGCUCUGGUUUGGCGUCCUCUUCGCACCCCUACUAGUGUCACUCAUUGCGCUCAAGUUUCUGAUCGUGUUUUACGUGAACAAGUUCGAGCUGAUCUACCUUUGCCAGCCGCCGGUGCGUCUCUGGCGCUCUAGCCAAACGCAAACGCUCCUGCUGGUGCUCGUGUUCGUGUCGCUGUUCGGUGUACUGCUCACGCACGGCUACAUCAUCACGCAGGUGCCGGUCAGCACCGGUUGUGGUCCGUUCCGUGGCACCGAGUACAUGUACCAGCUGUUCAUGCAGGGCAUCUUGAAGCUGCGCGAAGAGCACCUGUUCUGGCGUAUAUUCGUCUACGUCACCAAGCCCGCCAUCAUCGGUGGCGUACUGCUGACGAUGGGUGUUGCGGCGUACUACCUGCGCGCCAAGUCCCGGGCCCAGAUUGCCAAGGUGCGACUGCUGAAGGAGCUCCUCGGCAUGGAGGCAAAAGACAAAGAGUUCCUGCUGGCGAACCUGAGCAAGCUGACGCGCGGCAACGAUUGUCCGGCGGAGCAGCUCGAACGUAUCGAGCUGCUUGGUGUGGGCGGACGUUUAACCGGGGAGCAGACCGAUCGAUACUAUAUAGAACAGUGCGCCACUUGGCGAUAUGAGGAAGCAUCGCCUAGGAAACACACGCCGCCGCCGACGCCUUCUCCUCAAACGGAUGGCCCAACGGACGAAGCUGGUGGCUGCUCGGCGGGUUAUCAUCGGUUCGAGGACGACGAACAGCUGCGUUUGAGGAAGAUUUAAGAAAGCAAAAACGGCAGAAUCGGAUUCCAACCCGGAAAGGCUGCCCUUCUACCUGCUCCACCAUGCUUCCUUGACGAUCUCCAGCUUUCCAGGGAGCUCAGCGUGUUCGCAAGUUAAUCAAUGUAUACUAAUUUCUAUGUCUACUAAUCUAUAUUUAUUCAAUUUUACCGAGAAGGUGUCGGGAAACCGGCACCGUUGACCAUUGGGAGCCAAGCUCUAAAAUUGUGUACAGCUGUUCUUACAAAACAUGCUUCUAUUUUAAUAUAUAAACGAAUGCAAAUAUACAUAUUCAGUUCUAAACUAACAUAACCCGGCGGAAAGGUAUGUCAGAAUGGAGUCCGAAAUAGCCCUCUACUUGAUUACGGU
Messenger RNA from Anopheles coustani, 3181 nucleotides. Its product is annotated as transmembrane channel-like protein 5. The coding region runs from base 212 to 2815 and encodes 867 amino acids. Gene Ontology annotation, molecular function: mechanosensitive monoatomic ion channel activity. The record is from RefSeq and is a predicted model, not a curated record. NCBI's taxonomy places the organism in Eukaryota, Metazoa, Arthropoda, Insecta, Diptera, Culicidae. Gene Ontology annotation, cellular component: plasma membrane. The transcript is spliced from 5 exons.